CAUAUCCAAAAUUGCAUAAAACAGCUUCUUCUUCUUCCGGUUCCAAAAGAGAAAAACAAAGAAAAAAAAUGGAAAUGGUGACAAGAUUUGUAUAUCCACCGCCUCCGUCGAUAUUGCUGAAUGGUAUGAGCGCCGUUGGAUUAGUCGCUCUAGCCAAGAUCGGUUGGUCUGAAGUGACUGGGAACCAUCUCAAAUACUCCAAAUUCGCCGCAUCGUCAACAUCAACAGCGAAACCACAAAAGCAGCCAUUGGGGAGCAUCUCUAGCCGAAAUGGAAUGCUUUGGUUAUACACGCCUGCGUUUUUAGCUGCUUCGGCCUCUUUCUUCGUCUUACCUUCUGAUGAUCUUAGGUUCCUUCUUCUCAAAGCCGCUCUUGCCCUCCAUUUCUUCAAGAGGGUUUUCGAGGUUCUGUUCAUACAUAAAUACAGUGGUGGGAUGGCUGUAGACUCGGCCAUCGUCAUAAGUAGCAGCUAUUUCUCAUCCACGGUUUUGAUGCUAUACAGUCAAAACCUCACCUUGGGGCUUACGGAGCCAAGUUUCGAUAUGAAACUCGCCGGGAUUGUAAUGUUCGUGGUGGGAAUUGUUGGGAAUCUGUAUCACCAUGUUCUGCUGGCUAAGCUAAGGAGUGACGAUGGGAAGAAAGAGUACAAGAUACCAAAAGGAGGUCUCUUUGAUAUAAUCAUAUGCCCUCACUAUCUAUUCGAGAUCCUUGUGUUUUGGAGCUUCUUUCUCAUCUCUCAGACCAUUUAUUCCUUUUCUUUCGCCAUGGGAACAAUGUUCUACCUCAUCGGUCGGAGUUAUGCUACACGAACUUGGUAUCUUUCCAAGUUUGAUGACUUCCCCAAGCAUGUCAAGGCUCUCAUUCCCUUUGUAUUCUAGGGAUUUCAUUACAAACACACAAAUACGACCUUUGUGUUUUUUUUUUUUAAAUUGUUGUUGGCCGCAAGUGUCUGAAUAAAAAACUACUACUAUAAGCUUGAUUGGUAUGUUCACAUGUUUUACUGAUGGGGAAAUUAAAAUUUAACGAAUUAA
Messenger RNA from Capsella rubella, 1031 nucleotides. Its product is annotated as steroid 5-alpha-reductase DET2. Gene Ontology annotation, biological process: lipid metabolic process. The record is from RefSeq and is a predicted model, not a curated record. Lineage: Eukaryota; Viridiplantae; Streptophyta; Magnoliopsida; Brassicales; Brassicaceae. Gene Ontology annotation, molecular function: oxidoreductase activity, acting on the CH-CH group of donors. The transcript has 2 exons. The coding region runs from base 69 to 878 and encodes 269 amino acids.